AGAAAGUGACCCGUACUGUCUAAGAAUAAAACUAUGAAAGAACCGGCUAUGCCGGCUUCAGGAUAAGUGGCUUUCAAUAUUUGCUUAAGAUUAAGGGAAAGGUCAAUAUUCCUCUCUUCGCGGUCAAUUCCUUAAAAGGGAUGGACUCCAACCCCUCCCCUUAUAUUUUUGCCUAACAACCCCAGUCUUUUUGUUGUCGUUGUUCUUGUUUUCGUUGCUGUGGUGUCUUCCUUUUUGCAUAACAAAGUGUCAAAACAUAAACAUAAACGAUGAGGGGUCACCAGGAACUAUUUGGAGGCGAAGAGCUCUCUCUUGCUCACCCUUACCCUGUUGUGUUAGAGCUCACCCGAUUGCAGAACCAACUCAAAGAAAAGGACCGGCAGUUAGGAGCUGCUCAGGCUGAAAUAAAGGCUUUGAGAGCAAUUGAAGCGCUGAAAGAUAAGGCUAUAGAAGAGCUCCGGAGUGAAGUUCAAAAGUUGGAUGAGAAACAUUGUGUCACUGAGAAUCUCCUUCAACAUAAGAGCCUUGAAAUCAAGAAACUGAUAAAUGAGAAGAAAGAUGCACUGGCCGCACAAUUUGCUGCAGAAGCAAUUCUUAGAAGAGUGCAUGCAAAUCAAAAGGAUGAUGAUGAUCUUUCUAUUGAGUCUGUCAUUGCUCCUCUCGAGGCAGAGAUUAAAAUGUAUAAAAAUGAGAUUGCAGUACUCCAUGAGGAUAAGAGGGCUUUGGAACGUCUUAGCAAGUCAAAAGAGUCAGCUUUGCUUGAAGCAGAGAGAAUUUUGCGAAGUGCUUUAGAAAGAGCUUUAAUAGUUGAGGACGUUCAAAACCAGAACUUUGAGUUAAGGAGACAGGUUGAGAUUUGCCAGGAGGAGAACAAAAUUCUCGAGAAAACCAAUCGCCAAAAGGUCUUAGAGGUUGAAAAGCUAAGCCAAACCAUCCAGGAACUUGAAGAGACCAUUUUGGCUGGUGGAGCUGCUGCUAAUUCUAUCCGCGACUAUCAGCGACAAAUUUCUGAACUUCAUGAGGAAAAAAGGACGCUAGAGAGGGAGCUGGCAAGAGUUAAAGUUUCAGCAAACCGCUUAGCAACUGUGGUGGCUAGUGAGUGGAAGGAUGAGAACGACAAAGUAAUGCCUGUCAAGAAAUGGCUGGAGGACAGAAGGCUGCUGCAGGCAGAGAUGCAAAGAUUGAAGGACAAACUAGCCGUGUCAGAGAGAACAGCAAAGGCAGAAGCACAGCUUAAGGAUAAAUUCAAGCUAAGGCUCAAGAUCUUGGAGGAUGGCUUAAAACAUGUAUCAAGUUUCACGAUUAAUCCUAAUGCAUCUUGUGGGUCAUCAAAACCUGAAAAGUCCAGCAACAUCUUUGGGUUUUUAAUAAGCGGCGGCGGACUAAAGAAGAGGUCUACUUCCCAGCCAAGGGCUUCCACCAUCAUUAGAAGUUCUCUACUGCAGCGGCCAAGUGUAGAAACUGAAACAGCCAAUGCUAAUAACGGAAUAAAACAAGCUAGCAGCUUGGAAAAGAGGGCUGCAUCAGGAGAAAACAUGCUGAGAAAAAAUUUGUGGUCGUCUAGGUGUAAGGUUGCUGAUAGUAGUGAGAAGGAAAACGCAGAAAUGAAGGUAAACGCGGAAACUAAAAUAGGUAAAGAUGGUAACGCGAUAGAUUCAGCUAAAAUAAGAAACAAUGGAGGUAGCAAUGAACAGACAGAAAACAGAGGAAAUGCUGAUUGCAAUGCUGAGGAUAUGGUUUCAGGGUUUUUGUAUGAUAGGCUUCAGAAAGAGGUUAUUCACCUAAGGAUGUUUUGUGAGGCUAAAGAUAAUAGUUUGAAUGCUAAAGAUGAAGAAAUAAAGAUGCUUAUGAAGAAGGUUGAAGCAUUCUCAAGAGCCAUGGAAGUGGAAUCUAAACGAGUGAAGAGAGAAACAGUAGCCAAAGAAAAGGAAAAUAGAUCAGCCAAAAUGGAUGAUACCAAAAAGAUGAAAAACAUCAACUCGUCUAGAAGGUUAAGCCAAACAUGUUGAAGAUUCCCAUGGAUGGUGGAUUUUGAAGAAAAUUUGGGAUUCAUUUGAUUCGUUUUCCAUGUUUUCUGAUUUUCAAUGUAAAUAUUGAAUGUUUUUGCGGAUGGAAGUGGUAACUAGUUAAAAAUAAAGUUUCUGAUUGUUGAUAUUGGGUUCGUAAAAGAGAAGGGUUGGGCAGUUGGUUGGAGAUCUGACCUUGAAAUAUCCGAGGAUCAUAUCCAAUAGUGCUUUCUAAUGCUUGAGGUUUGCAUAAAUGAUUAUUCAAUAU
This is a messenger RNA of Durio zibethinus, 2274 nucleotides long. Its product is annotated as microtubule-associated protein 70-5-like. Gene Ontology annotation, biological process: cytoskeleton organization. The record is from RefSeq and is a predicted model, not a curated record. NCBI's taxonomy places the organism in Eukaryota, Viridiplantae, Streptophyta, Magnoliopsida, Malvales, Malvaceae. Gene Ontology annotation, molecular function: microtubule binding.